UAUCUCCCAGCAUGCCGUGCGGCCCUGCAGUGACAGCCCAUCCCAGCAUGGCCUGAGGCACAGCAGAGGGGCACGUCCCCUCCCAGCGUGCGGGCAGCCCCCCCGAGGAGCCACGUCCCAGCAUGCCGUGCGGCUCAGCGGAGAGGUGGGAAACCUUGUUUGAUUCCCCCACUUCCCAGUUGAAAAGUUCAGCAGUCCAGCCUCACCUUGGAGCAGCUGAGGCAGGUUGCCACUUGCGGGGAGCUGCCUGAGGUUCGGUUGAGUGUGGAGGAAGAUGGAGGCCACUUUGCCUGCAGUAGCAGAGGAGCUUUUGAAAGAGAUAAAAAAGGCUUUCCAGGAGACCUCGCAUGUUCCUGAUGCUCUCCUGCUGGCGCUGAAAUUUGUAUUUGGCUCAUCUGCUGUGGCAGCCUUGGAUUUGGUUGAUCAACACUCAGUCACGCGAAUCGUGUCUCCUAGUGGAAGGGCCGUGUACCAGGUCCUUGGGAGUUCAGGCAAACUGUACACCUGUUACACCUCCUGCCACUUCUGCACAUGCCCUGCAUUUGCUUUCUCCGUGCUGCGGAAGAACAACAGUCUGAUGUGUAAGCACAUCCUUGCCAUGUACCUCAGCCAGGCCACAGGCGCAUGCCAAGAGCUAUCCGUCUCUGACCAGCAGCUGGCAAGCAUCUUACUGGCAGAGGAAGAGGAGGAAGGACUUGGGACCAUGUGCUAACACCAUCUCUCCUGUAACGCCUCCCUGGCUCCUCCGAGGUACAUCGACAAACAUUACUAACAUCCCUAAGCCAACCACGUGUUGAUCAAGGCAGUUUUCCUCCCAAGCUGAAUUUAGGCUGGAAAUUAUUGAGCAGCCCUGCACCGUUGUAUUAGUUAGUUGUGUUGUAAUAAAUGUUAUGAAGCCUCAUAA
Gopherus flavomarginatus (Mexican gopher tortoise) is the source of this 904-nucleotide messenger RNA. It is a transcript of the gene ZSWIM7, whose product is annotated as zinc finger SWIM-type containing 7. The coding region runs from base 275 to 712 and encodes 145 amino acids. Gene Ontology annotation, biological process: double-strand break repair via homologous recombination. Gene Ontology annotation, molecular function: zinc ion binding. Gene Ontology annotation, cellular component: Shu complex. The transcript has 7 exons. NCBI's taxonomy places the organism in Eukaryota, Metazoa, Chordata, Testudines, Testudinidae. The record is from RefSeq and is a predicted model, not a curated record.